AUGGCAAUUUCAGAUGAUGUCGGGGUUUUGGCAAUUUAUCCUGUUCGAAUACCUUCUUCCAAUGAUUCUCCUAUUUUUACCAAACCGCAAAGGAAUUUAGUUGGUAAGUGGGAAGGACGUUUUGGAAAUUGGGAAGGCUCUGCGGACUUUGCGAGUACUUUGGCGGAAUUUGAGAAGGAUUUUGUAGAUUUAGACAUGAAUUUGGUGGAUUCAAAGGGGCAUUUUAGUCAAUAUGUUCAACAUCUAAGACGUGUCUUACAUGGUCAAUGUCAACAAACAGGCAGCAGCUUCUCAUCAGAUUUAACCUUAAAAAUUUUGGAUGUUUAUCUUCUUUGUGUCGCUAAUUUUCCUCUUCCUGUAUCGAAGGUCGAAGAAGAAUGUAGUCUGUACAGUUUUUGCUGGCUAAUCGUCGGCUCGCGGGUCUGUAGUAUAUUUCAGUUAGCAGUUUCUGCUCUUUUGUUUUGUGUUCGUGCUAUUGAAUACGUUUUGAACUAUCAGCAAAUGACAGAAAGACUCAAUAUCAAUAAAAUUACUCCAGCAACAGGUGAAUGGAUUUGCAAAGUACAAGUCAUUGACAAGGGACGUCCAAGAGAUGGCCAAAGCAAAAAAAAAUAUCAACUAUUACUUCUCCAAGAUGAAGAGGAAACCCAAGUUCAAUGCAUUAUCUUCGGUGGUGAUAUAAAUUACUUUGCAGAUCUACUCCACCCCUUUCAUACGUACUUGGUGUCUGUCGCAACUGUUAAGAAAUCAAAUGGCAUAUUAAUGACUUUACUUGGAUAAUUGAUGAAGACCAUUGUUGAACCUAUAGAAGAAGUAAAUCCUCCAGAAGUUUCCCUGCCACCUCCAACCCAACUUACUCUCGCAUCAUUUCACAAUCUGGAUCGUUUACCUGAUACCUGUGAAUUUGGCAUUCUUAUAUUUAACUCCUAUAUUUUUUAUGAUUAUUAUGACAAUAUCUUUACUUAUAUGUUUAUUUAUUUAU
Molecule: messenger RNA, 982 nt
Organism: Capsicum annuum
Lineage: Eukaryota; Viridiplantae; Streptophyta; Magnoliopsida; Solanales; Solanaceae
Exons: 7
Coding region: 1-780 (259 amino acids)
Source: RefSeq, a predicted model, not a curated record